Boeremia exigua is the source of this 3396-nucleotide messenger RNA. RefSeq lists its product as uncharacterized. The record is from RefSeq and is a predicted model, not a curated record. The transcript is spliced from 2 exons. Bases 149 to 3136 code for a protein of 995 amino acids. Lineage: Eukaryota; Fungi; Ascomycota; Dothideomycetes; Pleosporales; Didymellaceae.
GAUCGAACACUAUUCCAGCCCCCACACUGCAAGUGUCCCGGCCAUCUUCACGCUUCUCAAAGAGAAAGUCCCACUUCGUUCUUGCAUUCAACGGUGUCUGUAUUAGCUGUUCACUUGAUGUCUCUUUCUCUGUAACCUUUCUGUAAUUAUGUUUUCGCAAUUCAAGGACCGCGUCGCACGUCGAGGCAAGGGCAGCGUCCAGCACGCCUCCCAACACAAUCGCUUAUCGAAGCCGAGGACGAACACAAACUCAAAACCGGCCAGUCCCGUUGUUAACAAUGAUAUCCCUAUACCCGAAUCGCCACGUUACGCGGACUUGAGUGCGCAGAGCCGGCAACAAAUCAGGGAUGCGAUCUCGCCCAUCAGCAAAGAGGCCGAAUCAGCGAUCCUAUCCGACCAAGAUGCGCCCAACACCAAUGCAGCGGCAGAAGGACGCGGACGCUGCUCAUCAAUGGUUUCGCGGUCAAAUUCACGUGCACAUUCAAGGUCAGGGUCCGUGUUGAGGUCCUUCGUAAGAAGUAGGCGGAGUUCUACCACCAACCUCAAGAACAUGCCUGAGUCAAGAGCGUCUUUGGCGUCGGCCACGCAGUCGGAUAUCGAGGCAGCUAUUCGGUUGUUGCAGGAAGUCAAGAAAAACGCGUCCCCGGAGGAGCUCGCCGCUUUGCGCGACGCUUUGGAACGUCCCACCGAAUCCUCUGUAGCGACCUUGGAGCAGGAGUUCGACAGGUCCAGUCCAGAGAUCAGCGGCGCACUCACUCGAAGAAAGUCACUCGUUCAGACGCCAGGGGUUGCGACUCGGAUGUCACCGGCUGAAGGCAAACGCAGGACCUGGAGCUCUUGGAGAGCACCCCCAAUGAGACCAGAAGACGCCGCUAAAUGGCAAACUCCGAGACAGGGACCGUCUCCUCUGAAUCGCCUGGUGGCGUUGGAUCUGGUGGACAACACUCAAGUGCAGACUCCCGGCGACCUGAACUACUCACCUCUAUUUGGAUACAAACCAGGGACACUGAUGGUCGUGAACGGUGACCUUUCGCCGGCGAUGAGCACGACCACCCUCGAUCGCAUGAGGAACGACUAUUUUCCCACGACCGAACCUGUUCCUAGCCCCUUGGCUACGAAGAACGAGAGAAGGCCGCGGAGUAUGUCGGCUACUGGAGCUCGCGACGUUAGGACCAUGGGUAUCCCAGAUCCGGCUGGCGAAGAGAAGAUCGCUAUCACCUACGUUAAGGCAGAAGUCAAGCCUAAGAGGCGACCGCAGAGCAUCGCCGUCACCACGAGGCGAUCAUCACAAAGCGCUGAUACUCUUGCGAGAGAUUAUCAGGCUUACAUCCCGUACAGCCCUUUCGAGAAUCGCAUGGUUGCUCACAACACUUGGCAAGAUCAAGAGCCAACGACCGAUGAGCUAUUCAUCGAAGACUCCCCGCCUCGAGAACGUUUGGACAACCUGACGGAGUUGUCUGCAACAAUUACUGACGUCAGUGAGCUGUCACCCCCUUCUACAGCUACGAGUACAAGAACCAUGGAGAUGGCUAAAAACUCGUCCCUUCGGCCCUCACCAAGGUCGUCGGACUCCGGCUACUCAUCCAUUGGCUCAUCUGGUGGCAGUCUCAGAGUAGUCAGUGAUGAGCAGCAGCAGCAGCAUCCUCGCGCGCUUCGAGUGACUGUUCCACCGUCUGACUCACCGUACGCCCGAUACAGCGCCAGCAGAAGGCAGACGAUGAGCUUUGAAUUGCCCGCUGAAGCCGAUCUCCCUACUCGUUUCGAGCAGUCUCUGAUGGACACUGUACCUAAGCACGCGCAUGGACGCACACUGUCACUAGAGAUUCCUCGUGGAGUUGCUGAACUCCCCUCCAUGGAUCUCGUGCUUGCACCAGAGACGCCCCGAUCCACAAUUUCGAUGACCUCUGAGCCAACUUUGCCAAGACAAACAAGGCGCCUGCAAAAGAAACGGCCAUCGCAGCCUCAAUUGCCGGUCGUCCAGUCUGCACUGCCAGGCCGCGAAGUCAUCCCCGAGGUCCCGGACGAUGUUAGAGUCACCUUUGAGCGAAGGCUGUCAGCUACACCUGGCAUGGAGUGUUUGACUCACACCUAUCCCAGUAAGGAUCAUAUAACUUCGCCUGAUUCAGUGCCUAGCUUCAGCCGGGUUCAAUCCGUAGCAUCUCCGGUCCAGCUCGAGCCUGACUGCACAAGUCCUCGUAGUCGAAGACGGAGUAUGUCUUUCUUCCGGAGGAAAUCGACUCCAGGAAAGAAGGACAGAGAUGGAGAGGAAGAAAUUCCCUCGCCCAAGGUGCUCGAUCUCGGCACCAUUGCCACAUCCCUUGGUGCUUCCCCUUAUGACCCUUCCAUGUUUGGCUCAUUUCAACCAAAGGAGGCGGUCGAGCACCCUACACAUCCUCACCAGCUUGGUCAAGUACGCGCGCAUUCACGAUCACGAUCAGCCAUGAGCAUGAGCUCAGACACAGCCGCAGAAUAUGCGCGCAUGCGUAGCAAGGAUCGUGCUCUUCCUGAGCCAGAAAUGCCUCAAAUGCCUCAGCACAAGCCGCGCCGGAAACCAAAGAUGGAGGUCGGCGAGGCGAAGCAGUUGAGAAGACGCACUCAGACCUUCUGCUUUGAUGAAGCUCCACCGAUGCCAGCUAUCGACCACACAAAGUACUCGUCGCCGCUCUCUGCUAGGCCCAGGUUGGAGAACGUGGACACUCCCAUGGCGAACCAGUCUCGCGUUCGCGCCAAUUCUCGUCCGCACUCGCCAUCGAGGCCCAAUUACACACGCCCGCCGUCAGCUCGUAAGAAUGUUGACUGGGAACAUAAACCCAAUUGGGAGCAGCAUGCCCUACAGUGGAGUGAACGUCGCAAGUCUAUUGGAGACAACCUACGACCACGACCGAAAGUAGAAGCCCAUGAAAAUGUCGCAACCGCAUCUCAUGCCCGUCCAUUGCCUUACACACCCCAGGAGUUGACGGCCUUCGGCCGUUACAGCGGUGGACUUGACUAUGAACACGAAGGUCACGGGCAGGUUGGCGGCUCAGCAGGGACACGGCAACUGCACAGCCUUGCUACGCCUCGGAGCAUGCUAUACAGACAGAGUUACGGCGUUGAUCUGUCUGAUGUUCCUAUCUUCGUCCAGAGGCAGCAAUAGGCAUCUUACGAACACGUAUAGAGACGAUUCCAUGUUCAUGACCUUCCAUUCGACCAUAUAUACACUUGUACAGUAGCAUUUUCUAGCAUGACCAGCCUACGAACACACGGGCGGCAACCACUUGAGUAUUUCAAUAAUAAAUACAAAUUCAGGGGUCUGUUCAAUAUUCUGUUGUGUGCACGUUCGUGUUGGUGUCGAGAAAUGCCUCGCGACACAUGUCAUUUGAGCCCGAUUGAUGCACGUGCAGCGGGCAUCCAUGG